UCAAUUCGCAAAUCACAAAUGACGACCCAGAUCGACUCGCCGGCUUCAAGCGCCACUUCCGUUGACUCGACGACUGUUCAGGCCGAUGAGUCAAAGAAAUAUACUUGCAGCGUUUGGGCUGCCUUUGAUAAGAUGCAGUUGUGUUAUACCGUACUACCUCAGGUCAAGCACUAUUACAGAUAUGGAAGUUGGAGAGACUGCUCUGAAGCGCGAGAGGAAUUCAAUUUCUGUUUGCGAAUGAAGGGAAAGAACCGAAAGGAGGCAGAGCGCUUGAUCCGAGAAAGGGAAGAAACAAAGUAUGAUAAAAAGAUAAAUGAGAGACCGUCACGGGCCGUUUGGGAGCUGCGAACCGAACCUCCACCAAACUUCCCUCCUGCGUGAGGGAAUGUCAUUUGUAAUUAGAUCAUAUUUAUUGGCCACACGUUGGCUACAUCCUGUUUCAUGCGUCUUUAAAAUAUAUUAUGAUGAGUAAGCUACA
Molecule: messenger RNA, 478 nt
Organism: Spizellomyces punctatus DAOM BR117
Lineage: Eukaryota; Fungi; Chytridiomycota; Chytridiomycetes; Spizellomycetales; Spizellomycetaceae
Exons: 4
Coding region: 19-381 (120 amino acids)
Source: RefSeq, a predicted model, not a curated record